This is a messenger RNA of Talaromyces rugulosus, 3309 nucleotides long. RefSeq lists its product as uncharacterized. The coding region runs from base 1 to 3309 and encodes 1102 amino acids. Gene Ontology annotation, biological process: calcium ion transmembrane transport; intracellular calcium ion homeostasis. Lineage: Eukaryota; Fungi; Ascomycota; Eurotiomycetes; Eurotiales; Trichocomaceae. The record is from RefSeq and is a predicted model, not a curated record. Gene Ontology annotation, molecular function: calcium:proton antiporter activity. Gene Ontology annotation, cellular component: membrane; endomembrane system. The transcript is spliced from 5 exons.
AUGGCGGAUAAUACAGGAAAACCCUGGGCCUCCAGGUCUCAGGACAAUUUAAUACCUGAACCCGAGUCCUCGUCGUUUUCCCCUAUUAUCGAAACAGACGAGGAUGCAUCCCCUGGAGCCUCAGGGCGACGCGCUCGGGCGGUUGGAGCUGGUUACGGAACCAUCAAUAAUCCCGACCAAACACCAACACAGUCGCAAGAGGACCUUUCGCUAAGUCAAUCCGAUUACUUCCAGAAUGCGCGCGUUACCCCCAGUGGUAGCCAGUCCGACAAACCCAGAAAACCAGCCGCCAUUCGGCGCAUGUCUUCGAAACGCCCAACCCCUUAUCGCGGCCAGGAAUUCUCUGUCGAUGACGACCCAUACGAAGUCGAGCGGGACAAUGCUUUGCAACAAGCCGGCAACCCUCCCCAGCCUUCUCCAAGGAUCAAGCCUUCGACAGGGAAGAAUUCAACUUUGAGGAGGAGAACAAAUGCAGCACCUUCAUCGCUUUCUCGAAAGGCUAGCUCACCAAACGACGAGGAUGAUUUUGCGCUCCCCGAACCGGGCCCAAGCUCUUUGCCUGAAACAAGCUCUCAGGAUCGUGACGACAACGAUGACGAGGAUGCCACCAGUGAUGCAGAAAGUUUCACGCUGAGAGACCGUCAAGAAGCAAUCAACGAAACUCAUCCAUUUGGUAUCAGGAUCUGGAAGCCUGCGCUGUACAAGAAAAACCGGUCGGUCGAAAAAACAGCAGAAGGAGAUAUUCACUCUUCACCGGGUGGCCGUGUGAGCAACAUCCUCUUUUUUGUCAAUAUCAUGUGGACUUUUAUUUUCGGCUGGUGGCUUGCAGCUGCUGCCCUGCUAGCGGCUAUCGCUUGUUUUCUUUGCUUCAUAUUCUCCCCACAAGCCGGCGAUUAUGGCAAUGUCUUUCUGGGUCUGUCCCGCUAUCUUUUCUAUCCGUUCGGGUCUUUCGUUAGACUAGAAAGCAACGAGCAUUAUUCUGAAGAAGACGAAGGCGAGGGGCGGAGUAUUAGCGAGUAUGAACAGUGGCAGAGCGGUGAUCUAGAACACGGAAGACUCUUCUUCGGCCCUCUCAACACCGGAUCGCUUGUUGGUCGCCGAAGAAACAGUAUUGAUUCCGGCUUUAGUGAGCAUGACGGUCUCCUCGGCCGAACUGGGAGAGGGUUUGGCCGCGACAGCAACGCUUCCAAGCCAAAGCGACGACUAUUUGGCCGGGGAGAAUGGAGCUUGCCCAGAGUUGUUUUCUAUACCUGGUUUUACUUUUUCACCGGUCCGUUGAUGCUUUUGGUUUCCCUAGUCUGCUGGCUCCUUGUAUUUUUGAUACCGAUGGGUCGAGUCAUGAACAUCCUCGUGGAUCAUCUUCGUCGCCAUCCCUUGGCUUUGUCUUUUCACUCGGACACUACAUACACUCGACCACCGUCUGGUCCUUCCUCAUCAAUUCUCCUUUGCACCUAUCGUGCUGCCGGCACUCGUUACUGGAAAUACACCAUCGAUGGGACAAAUAUCUUUUUCAUUAAUCUCCUGAGCAUUGUUGUCUUUGCCAUCUUUGACUACUGGGUUUUAGAUGUCACCCUUGGAAUCAAGUCUUGGAUCACACAUCCGGGGUUGAUUUUUACCCUUGCCCUGUUCUCGAUCAUCCCAUUGGCCUACUUUAUCGGCCAAGCAGUGGCAUCUAUUUCAGCUCAAUCGUCCAUGGGCCUGGGUGCUGCCAUUAACGCCUUUUUCUCAACGGUUGUUGAGGUGUAUCUUUACUGCGUGGCUCUCGGCGAAGGUAAAGCCCAAUUGGUGGAGGGUAGUCUGAUCGGCAGUAUCUUUGCAGGUGUCUUGUUUCUUCCGGGACUAUCUAUGUGUUUCGGCGCAAUCAAGCGUAAAACGCAGAGAUUCAACGUCAAAUCAGCGGGCGUAACAUCUACCAUGUUGUUGUUCGCAGUCAUCGCCGCCUUUGGUCCGACCUUGUUCUAUCAGAUAUACGGCAGUCAUGAAUUGGUCUGCAAGUCAUGUGUCUACACGUCUGCUGAACGUGAUUGUCGUCGAUGUUAUUUCUCUCAAUCGGCCGCGGUAAAUGACCGGUUUUUCCAACAAGCAGUCCAGCCUUUCUGUUGGUUUGCAGCUGUCUUCUUAUUCUUGUCAUACAUCAUUGGCCUCUGGUUCACUCUCAGGACUCAUGCAGCCGUAAUUUGGACAACCGACGCAGAAGAUAAGAAAGCAGCACAAGCCGCGAGCGAAGGCUUCAUGCAAGACUCGAGGCCAGCCAAUGGUCCAAGUGCUAUCGGUGGUGAUUUUCAGCGGAAUAGCAUCCGUGACUCCCAACUGUACAAACGGAUUCUGGGUCAUUCUUUGCAGCAGGUUGGACUUGGUGAUCCAGCCGAGGUCAAUGUUGCCGCUGAUGGAUCGUCUCCUUACCUAGUACCUCCGCUGCAGGGUUCUUCCAAGGAUAAGCAUCGAUUACAUCUUAGUGGACUUACAUACGAACAGAACCAAAGCCUUGCUCGUCAGGUGGCUGAGGUUGCCGCAACUGCUGCUGCAGUAGCUGCACGCGACUCUUCGCGGUCGUACCGAAAAGCCCCUGCCAACCCGCAGGGAACCGUUCGAGCUGAAGCAUCCAAGGCAUCGGCUCGACCAGCCCAAAUUGUUGAGUUACAAGAGGAUAUCGGUGUUCCAGUGGAUGCCACACAUGCCGCCGGUGGCCACGAUGCUCCAAACUGGAGCAAACUGAAAAGUUCGGUCAUACUUCUUGGAGCCACGAUACUUUACGCAAUUAUAGCCGAAAUGCUAGUGAAUACGGUGGACGUCGUGCUGGAUAACGUAGAUAUUGAUGAGAAAUUUCUUGGAAUUACGCUGUUUGCAUUGGUCCCAAAUACAACGGAAUUUCUGAAUGCCAUUUCUUUUGCUAUGAACGGAAAUAUCGCACUUUCGAUGGAAAUCGGGUCUGCAUAUGCUCUGCAAGUUUGCUUGCUACAGAUUCCCGCCUUGGUUCUAUACAGUGCUGUUAAUGCCCACUUUGUCGACCCUGCUGACAUCGCCAGCCAUUCUUUCAAUCUCAUUUUCCCUCAAUGGGACAUGGUGACUGUGAUUCUCUGCGUCUUCCUUCUGUCAUACAUGUAUGGCGAAGGCAAAAGUAAUUACUUUAAGGGCUCCAUUCUAGUCCUUACUUACCUGGUCGUCGUGAUUGGCUUUUACCUGUCUGGCUACAAUGACCUUGAAAUCAUGGGCAUCGAUCGUUUCGAUACGUUGGCCCUGGGUGGCUCGGACAAGUUCUACACAGUUGGCCGAAGUACGAGUGGUGCCGCCUAUCCCGCUUCGGCUUAA